CGUGAAUCGUUUCAUUCCCCACAAUAAUUAUUGCCAGAGUUUGUCGAGCUGUGUGACAUUUCUGGCAUCCUCUUUGUGGCACCUGUCUUCAAGGCUGUGCUAGUAGCCGAAUAUUAGCUCAUCCGUUUUUGCUUCCACCAUUUUCUACGUUAGAACCUUGAUGCUGCGAUCGGUGGACUGAUACAGUGAUUUCCAUUUGUGUAGAAUUUAACAGAGGACACUGAAGGGAUAAUCCUCGCAGCUGAAAAGAGCUUAUAGUAUUUGUGAAGCUUUACUUCGUUUUCUCGGUUCUCCUCAUCCGGAGAUGUCUUUAUCGGGUCUGUUUUCUAAGAAGAAGCCUGAUGUCAAAGAACAAAUUAAAGUUCAGGAUAAAGCGCUCCGGCAUACCCAACGCGACUUGGAUAGAGAUCGUCGAGAAUUAGAGCGCAGAGAAAAACAGCUGGAGCUGGAUAUCAAGAAAAUGGCAAAAGACGGGAAGAACACUGAGGGUGUUAAAAUCCUAGCUAAGCAGUUGGUUGCUUUAAGGAAACAGAAGACCCGCAGUAUGACAGCUAAUUCCCAAAUCACGGGUAUCAGAAUGCAAGGAAAGACGAUGACUUCUAACGUGAAGAUGAGCGAAGCUAUGGCCAGCACCACUAGGGCUAUGCAUAAUAUGAACGAUCAGCUCAGCCCGCAGCAAGUCGGCCAGAUAAUGCAGGAAUUCUCCAAGGAAUCCGCCAAAAUGGAUAUGUCCGAGGAAAUGAUAAACGACACUCUGGACGACAUUCUCACUGAAUCGGGUGAUGAGAGCGAGGAGAAUUCCAUUGUAAAUAGGAUUCUGGACGAAAUUGGUAUCGAAGUUGGCGGACAAAUUUCAAAAGCCCCUGCUCCCUCCCGAUCUAAGGUGGGGGAAGCCUCUCGAGUAAACCAGAAAAGCCUGGACGACGAAGCCGAGGAAAUCGAAAAGCAGCUUGCGCGGUUGAAAGCCGAAUGAUCGGAUAUUUCGCUUUCCAUGUGGAGUUAUGCUUUUUAGGAAGUUUUCCCUUCAUGCUUGCUAAAUCUUUCAUCUGUCGUAUUGGCAUUGAGAUUUUAUUGUGUGGAACUCAUUCCAUGUGUUUGAAGCUGUUUCCCUUGCAAUUAUACUGUAUUCAGCAUCUUUUCAGUUUCGAGUACUGAUGCCUAGUUUUAUACCGCAUGCCUGUUUAAAUGUCAGAUACAGUAUAUUUAUCGUCGGUUUACACUUUUGGGGCGUUUAUCCUUGUCUAAUUGGUGAAUGUGGUUCAAUAUGCGAGAUUCACUUCGAGCUUAUGUUGGAAAUAUUAAUACUUCGUUUGA
Messenger RNA from Paramacrobiotus metropolitanus, 1314 nucleotides. RefSeq names its product charged multivesicular body protein 2b-like. Bases 305 to 973 code for a protein of 222 amino acids. The record is from RefSeq and is a predicted model, not a curated record. The transcript is spliced from 8 exons. Gene Ontology annotation, biological process: late endosome to vacuole transport; protein transport; endosome transport via multivesicular body sorting pathway. NCBI's taxonomy places the organism in Eukaryota, Metazoa, Tardigrada, Eutardigrada, Parachela, Macrobiotidae. Gene Ontology annotation, cellular component: multivesicular body; ESCRT III complex.